AAGCCAUACAGGUGGGUUUGGCAGCAUAUUUUAAUCCAACAGGAACAAAUAUAAUAUACAGUCAAUGAUACUACAAUGAAAUACUGCGAUUUAAAUGAUCAAAUGUCAAGACAUCGGACAGCAGAAUUAGAAGAAGCGUAAAUUUCGCUGUGUAGCACUUCUGCCAGUGGUUACACAAACUUCUCAGCCACCCACGAGACCUUUAUCUGGGAUGGUUUUGAAUCGGCGGAGAAGUUUGUUUUGGUCUGCCCUGUGCUCCUCUUCCAUCAUCGCCAGGUCCUUCAUCGAAUCCCUCAAAAGGUGCUAUGGUUCUCGGAAGGAAGUUUGUUCUUGUAACAAUAUACGCAGAAAACAGAAGAAACGACUUGCGGUAUCUUAUUCCAGCGCAACUAUUCUUGUCCUGCACAUUCUCUGUAGCCCAGGCGGUGGCAGUAAUGCGUCUCUGAGUUGACUCGCCACCGAACGCCCAAGAAGAAGAGUAGGAAGUUUUCAUUGCAGCUCUCCGGUGCCCGGUCUACUCUGGGAUCCGGACUUGCACGGCGCUGAAGAUGUCGGAGCAGGAGUCUCUGAGAGGCUCUAGUGCCAGGAACCGCGGUGGCGUUCAAAGGGUUGAAGGAAAGCUGCGCGCCAGUGUGGAAAAGGGAGACUACUAUGAAGCACAUCAGAUGUACAGAACGCUUUUCUUCAGGUACAUGUCGCAGUCAAAACAUGCUGAGGCAAGGGAGCUGAUGUACAAUGGUGCUCUACUCUUUUUCAGCUACAAUCAGCAAAAUAGUGCUGCAGAUCUGUCCAUGCUGGUGCUUGAAGUGUUGGAGAAAUCAGAGACAACAGUUGAAGAUGAAAUAUUAGAAAGCCUCGCAAAGCUGUUUAGCCAAAUGGAUCAGAACUCUCCCGAAAGGGUAGCGUUUGUGUCACGAGCCUUGAAGUGGUCCACAGGAGGGUCCGGCAAGUUGGGACAUCCAAAACUACACCAGCUCUUGGCAGUCACGUUAUGGAAAGAGCAAAACUACAGUGAGUCACGUUACCAUUUCCUGCAUUCGUCUGAUGGCGAGGGCUGUGCACAGAUGCUGGUGGAGUAUUCGGCAUCAAGAGGCUUUCGUAGUGAAGUCGACAUGUUUGUGGCGCAAGCCGUCCUACAGUUUCUUUGUUUAAAGAAUAAAAGCGGAGCUUCAGUGGUAUUCAGCACGUACACAGAGAAACACCCGUCCAUAGAGAAAGGCCCUCCCUUUGUCCAGCCUCUCCUGAACUUUAUCUGGUUUCUGCUGCUUGCGGUUGAUGGGGGCAAAUUAACCGUUUUCACAGUGUUAUGUGAGCAAUACCAACCCUCCCUGAAGAGGGACCCCAUGUAUAAUGAGUAUCUCGACAGAAUAGGACAACUUUUCUUUGGUGUUCCACCCAAACAGUCUCCAUCGUAUGGCGGGCUGUUCGGGAACCUGCUCAACAGUCUGAUGGGGUCGGGCGAUGAUGACGACACAGCAGAGGAGGUCCAGGAGGACAGCAGCCCCAUUGAGCUGGACUGAACCUGCAGUUGGGGCCGUCGAGAGCAAACUAACAAAAACAAAGGGGAAUACCUGAGAACUUCCCUCUCACAACUGGCAGGUUGAGGUUGAAGGCAACCCCUCCUUUUUGGUGAUCCAUCCCAUCCAAAACAACAUCACAGCUGGGACUGAUGGCACAAAACCGCAACACUUUCUCUUGUCGAAUAAAUGUGAAAUAAUUUUAUUCUAACCAUUACUUUCUUUAGUUUUGGACUCUCUUACGCUAUAACAAGAACACAAUGUCACUGCUACAAGAAAACAAUGGAGUCCAGGCGUGGAAUCCACGUGUGUAUUGUAAUUAAAUGAAUCGAAGAGAGGCUUCCUGUUACCUCACUGAUGUUUGCUUGACACUCACAGCUCAACAUACGUUGGUCUCUUCACUUUUUCUGUUAUAAUUCUUUCAAUUGGUAAAUUAAACGAACUUGUAGUUAAGUUUGACAAUUAAGUUUCCAUUUUCUGUCUGUCCAUGAUGGAAUCUAAUAAUUCUUGGUAAAAACACAAGGCGUCUACCUAGCUGAGUCAUUGUUGGGAGUUUAUCGGAGUUUUAAUUUCAGUGUUUGUCCUUAUUCACGCCAUCCCUCACACGCACAGCAGGUUCAACUACACAAGUGGAAGUGAUGGGAUUUUGGAAAACCCUCAUUCAACGUUAAUAGGACUUGAGUCUAGCCUUGCUUGUGGAGAUGCACAAAGAUAACGAUUCUUGGUUUCAAACCAACUUUAAUUCUGCAGACUUUGCCUUACGUCCAACAAUAACAAUUGCAGCCGUAGCUGCGACAACGAUUCCCUCCAAUCCUUUUUCAAACUAAGCUUCCAAACAUUCACAUACGACCUGCUCCUCUAGCUCAUUUGUAUUAAAAUUCUAAAUCGAUGGGAUGCAGGCGGCACUGUCUGCUGGACAUUCUUCCUCUGCUCCACCCUCACAUGAACAACUCUUAAGUCUUUUCUGCAUCAUCCUGCUCAACUCUGACUGUGACGUUUAUCAACCAAAUACUUCUUUCAACUUACACUGAAAGCAGAACAGACAAUAAAAGCCAAGGACUCAGUGUUUAACAUUGAAGUGUGAAGUUUAUUGUUGAAGUGUAGACAGUUCAGAUCAGUUGUUCAUACUUCAAAAACAUGGCAUCAAACAAGAAAUGCAUGACCAAGGUCCAACGUCUCUCUCCAAACACCUGCCAGCUAAUUGCAUGAGUUCUCUUCUCAUGUUUUGUUUCUGACAGCAAAACAGGAGUGUUUGCCUUUCGACAGAUCCAUUGAUUAAAUAAAUGAUUGACAACAUGACGGAUGCCUCACAAUG
Messenger RNA from Synchiropus splendidus (mandarinfish), 2832 nucleotides. It is a transcript of the gene get4, whose product is annotated as guided entry of tail-anchored proteins factor 4. NCBI's taxonomy places the organism in Eukaryota, Metazoa, Chordata, Actinopteri, Syngnathiformes, Callionymidae. The transcript is spliced from 11 exons. Gene Ontology annotation, molecular function: protein binding. The record is from RefSeq and is a predicted model, not a curated record. Bases 549 to 1520 code for a protein of 323 amino acids. Gene Ontology annotation, cellular component: cytosol; BAT3 complex. Gene Ontology annotation, biological process: protein insertion into ER membrane.